CUCAGGUCACUGCUCCUCAUGCUGCUGGCCAUGCUGUCAGCCAGCAGUUCUGCCCAUGGGAAGGGGGUACAACCUGGAGUCAAGACAGAGAACCUCUUCAAGCAAGCGUAUGCUGGAUGCCUGACCCAAAAAGAUGCAAAAUUCCCUCAAACUGUGAGAGUCAACAUAAGUAUCAGCAACGGGAACCAGGACACCAAAACUAGUUUUGACGUCAGCAACCGCUCUCUGGCUCCCUGGGAUUACAGGAUUGACGAGGAUCACAACCGCUUCCCCCGGGUGAUUGCUGAUGCCAAGUGCCGCCACUCCAGGUGUGUGAAUACAGAUGGGCAGCUGGACCACAGUGUCAACUCUGUCCCCAUCAAACAGGAGAUCCUUGUCCUCCGGAGGGAGCAGAAGGGCUGCCACCAAUCAUUCCGGUUGGAGAAGAAAAUCAUCACUGUGGGCUGCACAUGUGUCACCCCCUUGAUCAGACACCAGGCUUAAAGGGAACCAGUAGUGUAAGAGCA
Molecule: messenger RNA, 506 nt
Organism: Apus apus (common swift)
Lineage: Eukaryota; Metazoa; Chordata; Aves; Apodiformes; Apodidae
Gene: IL17A
Product: interleukin 17A
Exons: 2
Coding region: 19-483 (154 amino acids)
Biological process (GO): inflammatory response
Cellular component (GO): extracellular region
Molecular function (GO): cytokine activity
Source: RefSeq, a predicted model, not a curated record